Messenger RNA from Scophthalmus maximus (turbot), 4071 nucleotides. It is a transcript of the gene cobll1b, whose product is annotated as cordon-bleu WH2 repeat protein-like 1b. The coding region runs from base 350 to 3469 and encodes 1039 amino acids. The record is from RefSeq and is a predicted model, not a curated record. NCBI's taxonomy places the organism in Eukaryota, Metazoa, Chordata, Actinopteri, Pleuronectiformes, Scophthalmidae. The transcript has 14 exons. Gene Ontology annotation, molecular function: actin monomer binding.
ACACGACCCCGUUCGGCCGAGCGCACCAUCGGGAGCCGGAGGGAAGGUGAAGUGGAGCUGAGCGACGUCCCACUUCUUCCUUUUCUCUGCAGCUCGGCGUCGCGAUUCCGGGUCUCGGCCAAACAAGUUGGCAGAGUCGUGUUCGGCGUCAGGAGGGGAAUGCGUUAGAAAUGUUGGUUUAAAAGAGAGGAGGGGAAGAAGAACCAAGAGACAGAGUAAGGACACUGGAAUGGCGCGCGUCGAAAGCACAACAACAACAACAACACCACGGGAUUUACGCGGAGCGGUGGAUCAUUCAUCCACACAACAUCUGUGCGAGGCGACUCACCUUCCUCUGUUCUGAAGACCGAUGGAAGUCGACCGCUGCUCCGACAGACAACUGCAUUCAUGUCCGAGGGAUUUUGUUAAACCAAUGAGUUUAGUCAUGGAUGAUCAUGGAUCGCGGCCCCAUCCACGCAGCUCAGGUCUGAGGGUGUCGACCAAAAGCAAGGCACCAUCCCCACCAGGACUAAAGAAUCUGGGUUCUCCAGGUUUCUCACAGUGGUACCCAGGAAACCCUCAUUUGACCAUGGACCAGAAAGAGAACCUCAUUGACAAAGACCUCUCUCUGGUUGUGGUUCUGCCAGGAGGAGUAGAAAAGAUGACCAUGGUCCAUGGCAGCAAACCCCUAAUGGAUCUAUUGGUGACACUCUGUGCGAAGUAUCACCUGAACCCAUCGAGCCACACCUUGGAACUGGUCACCGCCAACAGGAACAACAUCAAGCUCAAGCCGAAUGCUCUCAUAGGGACCUUAGCUGCAGAGAAGAUAAUACUGAAACCUAAAGGGGAAGACAAAAACAAGAAGGCAAGUCCUCAAAUGCCCGAGGCAACUGUUCGGAUGGUGAUCAACUACAAAAAGACCCAGAAAACAAUACUACGAGUUAAUCCCAGAGUUCCCCUGGCUGAACUCUUACCAGCAAUAUGUGAGAAAUGUGAAUUUGACACAGAGACUACAGUUCUACUGAGAGAUAUCCAAUCACUGGCCCCCCUGGACUUGUCCAGUUGUCUUAACGAUUAUGCAAUAAGGGAGGUUUAUGCAAGAGACACAAAAGGACAACCUGCUUCUCCCGUGUGUCCAGCCUCACCAACUCAUGCAGGGAUAGUUACGCCGGGCAAAGAUAAAAAUCAGAAGGAGAAAGAAAACAAAGGCCUUUUCAGCAAGUUUAGAAAAAGCAAGAAAAACUCUGACCAGGCAACAACGGCCAGUGCCCCGGCUUCUCCGGUGCUUGUGAGCAAACCUCGACCGCUCAGCAUGGCCUUACCUAGCACACAUUUGCCUGCGCUCAACUCUCCCUCGAGCCCCAUCGACGGCCCAAAGAAGAGGCGUGCACCCCCACCCCCAAUACUUGUGUCCCAGAGCUGCCCCUCGGACCUCAGCACCCGCAGGAGACUCAACUCGGAACCUACCGGCCAACUGGACAGUGACCAGAUGGCUGGUUUGAGUCGGGGGUCUUCGGCGGAGUCGUCACUGAAGAGAACCAAACGCAAGGCCCCCCCACCCCCCACAUCCCCCAGUGCUGUCGUCCAAGAAACAGUUCCUCUUGAUGAAAAUUUGCAAGGAGCUGCAGCUGCUAACACACUGGAGGAGAUAAUGGAGCAGGAGGAGACAACUCCCUCUCUAAUGUCCGCAACUGCCAGUGACACCCAGGGAGAGGACAGCAGCCUCAGCGCCUCAGCCGAUGUCUCACUGCAUUCCCCGUCCCCAGACACUGAGCCACAAGGCACAGUGUCACAAGGCACAGUGUCGGUGGAGGGCAAUGAGGAAGAUCAGUCUCAUGAUCUGUCCUCAGAUGGCAAGUACGAACUCUAUCAACUGCAGAGCACAUUGACUGAACCUGCAGCCCUCAGUGACGUGAAGACGACUGCUGCCACAGCCUCUUCUGAACUGGCAGAUACAAAUGGGGGUCCGUGUCAAGCUGAAAAUGUCAUCCCACAGCCAAUCUGUGAAGGGUCCAUAGCGGAAAGUGUUGAAGGUGAUAGCAGCACUGUAGCGAGCAGCCUCGCUCAACCUGUAACGCAGGAGGCGGAAGCACAGGCCUCUGUUCAGGCAAACACUGAAACCCCCCGGGAGCAGGCUGACAGGUCGGAGAGCCCAGUGGCCAUCGGCACAUCACGCCCCACUGGAGACGACGCUCAAGUGCAAACGGAUUUCGCACCGCUCACUGUGCCGCCGCAACAACACAUGGACAAAGUUCCCUCCGCAGGAGAUGCGUCUUCCCCCGAAUCAGGGAAGAAAGAUAUGGCCACUUUGACGGAGGAGCUGGACCCAGCCAACCUCGAGAAUCCUGCCUUAUCCCACAUCCCAGAGACCUCAUCAUGUCAAGACUCGGCACCCAGCGCCCCUGUCACGACGAAGGCCCCAAAUGUUUAUGCCACAGACUCUGAGCCAAAGCCCAAGCCUUCCAAUGAGCUGACAAGGGACUACAUCCCCAAGGUGGGGAUGACGACAUUUAAAAUUGUGCCCCAGAAAUCUCUGGAGAAACUGAGAUAUUUUGAAGUUGCUCUGACACUGGAGACAGCCCCUGCAGCUCCAGAGGAGGGACUUGAUAUCGGUUCUCUUCAGCUGGAAGAGAGCGUCGCACCGAGGGAACAGACGGUGGACUCAAAAAGAGAGCUGCAACCUACUGAACCCAGGGAGGACUUACUGACUCGCACUGCCUCUACCCAAGACACUGUUAAUGGAAGUAUGCCCGAAUCUACUCAUUCCUCAUCACUUGCAAGUUCCCUAAAAGCAGAUGACAAGAGCCCGUCCUUUGCUAACGGGGCAUCUCAAACAGGUUCACCAGCAGAGGUCAAGGAGACUAAAAUUCCACCCGCAACUAAACCUAAGCCCGGCUCUUUCCGCUUGGCUCAGCACAAAAAAACACCUGGGUAUUAUGUAACUUCAGCAGCAGAGAAAAGUACCAGUCCUGUCUCUGGCCAGGGGGAGGCUCAAGGAAGUGCAGAGAGAGCAAUGUCGCCCGCCUCUCCUCUUCCGCCCCCUGUGCAGUGUCAAGAGGAGACGACAGGGGCCACCAGCGUCCAGCUGAGCCCGAAAGGGGAGGACAAGAAUGUAGCCAGCCUGCGGAUGACUAGGCAAAGCAGUUUGCCAUGCAAAGAGCCUAGUGUGGGGUUGAGCCUGGAAAAACUAAGAAGCUUUGCAGCCCCUCGGCCCUAUUCCCCUGCAACCCCGUCCCGCUUCGCCCAGGCGGUGUCCUCUGCUGUGAAAAGGAGCCAGUCCUUAUCCUGUGGCCCAAAGUCGCCUCGCUCACCAGCGUUCUCUCCGAAUACAAGUUUCCCACCAGUCCCAGAGACAAAAGCAUUGUCUGAGCUCAAGGAUGGUGAGAACAGAGAAGUGGAUGGUGACAGAGACUCCGUUCUGCAGGGAGCAGAGGGCGAAGCACCAUCUUUUAGUGGGAUUGUUAAAAUGGAAGGCGAGAGCGGUCCAUAGCAGUGCCUUAAUUCUUCUGACAAUCUGUCAUCUACUGAGUAGCUUAUCCUGUCUACUUUGAGUUCUCCAGAACCCCUUUACCCCACGACACGGAAGCAGCAACUGUCUUUUGUCUGACCUCUUUUUGGGAGACUCCAACAGUGUACAUAAAAUUGAUGUAUCUGGAAAAAUUAAUAACUGAUGUAUAUUGGUUCAUUUCUCACACAUCAUCGAGUGAUAUACCUUGGCUGACCUGCACAUUUUUAACGCUUUCGCUUUCAUCUUGUGUGGCUGAAGACUAUCUUGCAUUGGACGCAUUGCGGGUUUGUGAGCGGACGGACGAGAGCAUUUAUCAAAUGUGAUUCUAUAAAUUAUUUGAGUGAUUUUCAGAGUAAUGUAAUAUUAUUGGGUUUUGUUCAGAUAAUGUUUUAUCUCAAUAAAUACUGGAUGUAUAGGGCAGAACAGGUUUGACCGACUACGGUACUUAAGGCUCCUUAGAUUAUACAGGAAAUCUAUAUUUAAGUAUUGCAUUGAGUUUGGAUCAAGCUAUAUGCAGAAAGAGACACUGUUGUGCAGAGCCCACCUGUUGUUCUUGUGAAUAAAGUUUUUUUUUUUUUAAAUCA